Messenger RNA from Achroia grisella, 3621 nucleotides. RefSeq lists its product as uncharacterized. Gene Ontology annotation, biological process: DNA integration. Lineage: Eukaryota; Metazoa; Arthropoda; Insecta; Lepidoptera; Pyralidae. Gene Ontology annotation, molecular function: nucleic acid binding. The record is from RefSeq and is a predicted model, not a curated record. The transcript has 3 exons. The coding region runs from base 1 to 3621 and encodes 1206 amino acids.
AUGCAAGAAGAUCGUGAGAACGCCGAAAAUGUGAGUGGUAUUAAACCGCCAAAAUACUUUUGUACCAACUCAGAAAAUGUCGCCGUCAAUUGGAAUCUUUGGUUACAACAGUGGGAUUGGUAUGCUACUGCAACCAAUAUGCAUAAAAAGAAGCCUGAAGUACAGGUAGCUGUUUUUAUGACCAGUAUAGGACCGGAAGCGGCUGUCAUUUUUAAUACAUUCGGGCUUACACAAAGUCAAAGCACGUGCCUAAAAACAAUUAAGGGAAAGUUCACAGCGUAUUUUACACCAAAAGUAAAUGAAACUUAUGAAAGGUAUAUGUUCAACUUAAUUGUACAAAGGGAAAAUCAGCCAGUGGACGAAUUCAUCACGAACCUAAAAAAUAAAAUAAAAAAUUGUGGUUAUGGCAAUAUUGAGGAAAGUAUAAUAAGAGACAGAAUAGUAAUGGGCAUAAAAAGUGAUAGCACACGCGAAAAAUUACUAGCUGAAAGUGACCUAACGUUACAAAAAACUAUAGACAUUUGCCAUUCUGCAGAGCAAGUUAAGAUGCAGGUGAAUUCCAUGAAGCAAGCAGUAAUAGUAGAAGCCGUAACCUGGAACAAAAAUAAAACAAAAUUAGCAAAUAAACAAGGAAAAAAUAUGGAAGAAAAAUUUCAUUGUGGGAGGUGCGAUACUGAACAUGGAAGAAAAGAAUGUCCAGCCUUCAGAAAGAUUUGUAAGAUUUGUAAUAAAAGAAAUCAUUUCUCUAAAUGCUGUAAAACUAAAAAAGUUGAAUCGGUAGAAAGAAAUAAUUAUAGUGACAGUUCAGAAGAAGAAAUAAACGAAACAUUUCAUGUAUUUUCUUUAAACUCGGAGUGCCUAGACACAGAGGACUGGUUUGAAGAAGCAAGCUUGCCCAGAGAUACUACUGUAAAAUUUAAAUUAGAUUCAGGAGCUCAAUGCAACGUCAUUACAAAAAAAAUUGUGGAGAAAACUAAAGUGCAAAUAAAAACAUCAACAAUUAAAUGCCUCACUUCAUACACAAACCACACAUUGCCAGUAGUGGGAGAAAGGAUAGAAGCCUUAACUAAAGAAGAAGAACAGGAUCUAUUUGAAGGUAUGGGAUGUCUUAAACAAUUUAAAUAUGAUAUAGAUAUAAUUGAUAGUCCUAAAUUACCUAUAUGCCCUGCGAGAAAAGUUCCUUAUAUCAUAAGAGACACUGUGAAAAAAGAAUUGGAUAGUAUGGUUGCACAAAAAGUUAUUAAACCAGUGACUAAACCAACACCAGCAGUCUCACCAAUGGUGGUAGUAAGGAAAAAUAAUAAAAUUAGACUGUGCAUAGAUCCUUCUGAAAUAAAUAAAAAUUUAAAAAGAAGGCAUUAUCCAUUAAACACUGUUGAGGAAAUAAUCGCUCGUAUUUAUGGGUCUAAAUGGUUCACUCUACUGGAUUGUAAAAGAGGAUUUUGGCAAUUACAGGUAACAAAAAGGACCUCGGAGUAUCUUACCUUCAGUACCCCCUUUGGGAGGUACUCUUGUUUGAGGAUGCCGUUUGGCCUUGCAUCUGCACCGGAAGUGUUCCAACAGGUGAUGAAUCAUCUGCUUACGGGCAUAAGUAAUGUAGAAGUAUCAAUGGAUGAUAUACUUCUCCAUGCAGAUACUAAGGAAAAACUGGAAAAAAUAACUCAAAAGGUAUUACAAAAGUUCAGAAACUCCGGAUUGAAAUUAAACAAGGAAAAAUGUAUUUUUAACGUACAAGAAGUAAAAUUUCUAGGCCACAUAGUUACAUGUCAAGGAUUAAGGCCAGAUCCAGAGAAAUUAGAAGCCAUAAGUAAAAUUAAAGAGCCCCAAAAUGUAAAAGAAUUACAAAGAUUUUUAGGACUAGUUACUUACCUAUCCAAAUUCAUUAAAAAUUUAGCAGAUAUAACAGGUCCAUUGAGAGUACUACUCCAAAAAGAAGUAGCCUGGUACUGGAAUCAUGAGCAAGAGGCAUCAUUCCUGAAAUUAAAAGAAUUAUUAAAAACACCACCUGUGCUUGGAUAUUAUAACCCAAAAGCUCCAAUCAUACUUUCAGUAGACGCCAGUAGUUAUGCUUGUGGUGGAGUACUAAUUCAAGAAGGCAAACCCAUAGCCUACUGUGCAAAGUCAUUUACUAAAACUGAACAGGGUUACAGCCAAUUAGAAAAGGAAGCCUUGGCCAUACUUGUAGCUUGCAAGAAAUUUCAUAGCUACAUCUGGGGAUGUAAGGAUCUAACUAUUGAAAGUGAUCAUAAACCUUUGGAAACAAUAUUUAAAAAGGCUCUAGUAGAAGCACCUCCCAGACUACAGAGAAUCUGCUAUCAAAUACUACCAUAUAACCCAAAGGUAAUAUAUAAAAAAGGCAGUUGGCCAGAAAAAAUAGAAUAUUUAAAAGAUAAUUUAAGAAGAUAUUGGUAUUACCGUGAAAGCUUAAGCAUCAACAAUGACAUAAUUUUCAAAAAUGACAGAGUCCUAGUACCAAGAUCCAUGGUACCAGUGGUACUCAAAUAUUGCCAUUUAAGCCAUAAAGGUAUUCAAGGCACCCUACAACUAGCAAGAGAUAAUGUGUUUUGGCCAGACAUGACUCGUGACAUCACAAAUUAUGUGAAAGAUUGUCGAGCAUGCAAUAAAGUUCAAAAGGAUAAUCCUAUGGAACCUAUACUGCUGCAGGAUGUACCUCAAAGACCAUGGAGCAUCGUGGCAACAGAUCUUUUUCACCUGAGAGGAAAAGACUACUUACUUAUUGCUGAUGCUUAUUCUGGAUACUUUGACUUCAAGCAACUAACACAAAUCACUAGUACAGCAAUUAUAGGAGUAUUAAAAUCAUGGUUCGCAAACUUUGGAAUCCCUGACAUAUUACAAUCAGACGGUGGAAAGCAAUAUGAUUGUGAAGAGUUUAAACAGUUCAAAAACAUGUGGAAAUUUGAGCAUAGAAUUUCAAGUCCACAUUUUGCUAGAUCUAAUGGACUUGCAGAAAGAUAUGUUCAAGAGGCAAAAAAUUUGUUGAAGAAAUGUCAAGAAGACAAUACAGACAUUUAUUUGGCUCUAUUACACCACCGGAACACUCCUAGAUUAGAUUUAGGCUCACCAUGUCAACGCUUAAUGAAUAGAAGAACUAAAACAUUGUUACCAACAAAUCAGAAAUUGUUUAAUUCCAAAGUAAUAAAAAAUAUAAAUAAACAAUUAAGAAAUAUAAAGAACACGGAAAAGAAGGAAGCUGACAAAGGGAAAAAGGAUAAUAAACAGUUUACAAGUGGUGAACAAGUGUGGCUAAGAAAAGAUCAUCAGAACUGGAUACCAGCAAAAAUAGUAACCCCUGUAUCAGAUGGACCACGAUCUUAUAUUGUGCAAACAGAAGAUGGAGGAACAUAUCGUCGAAAUGCAUGGCACUUAAAACAAGCCGCUAUAUCGAGCUCAACAGAAGUCGAGCAUAAUAACAAUCUUUUGUCCACAGCAGAAACAGAAACCAGUCCAACAGUAGAACAGCCUUCAUCAAGUGUAGAGACUUCCAAUCAGAGCCGAACCAAUGAAGAGCCGCAACCAGCUCUACCACCAGCAGCUCCUGCAAGCCAACCAAUUCAAACCCGCAGCGGUCGCUUAGUAGUGCCCCCCAGGCGCUACCGCUGA